UAUAAAAAAAACAGGAUCUCUUUCAAAUGUAAAACAACUCUUUCAAAUGACACAAACUAGGUACGUGCCAUCUCCUGAUCUUCUGCUUAUCAAGACCGUUACACGCGUCGAUCGUGUAAUCAUCGAUACGACAUAAACCACCGCUUCCACUCCUCUAUUAACACAUUCUAUUCUGCCGUUCUCAAACAAUUCUUUCGCACGUCAGAAUGGCUUCGCAUCAAGAGGUCAAGCGAGAAUCCAAUUCGCAAGAAGCGGAGCACGGGAAGGAGGGCAUGUCGCUAGAAGAGAUCGGGCAGCACCGCGCCACCGCGCAGCAGAACUCUAUCGAGUCCCUCAGAGCCGCGGAGGAGCGCUACGACAAGACCAAGAACGCCAGCGCUGCAGCGCUCGACGACACCAAAGAGGCCGUCAUGCAUGGCCUCGGCGCCGCCGGUGCUUACGCCUCCGCUAAGGGCGCCGAGGCCAAGGGUGUAGCCUCACAGGGGGUCCAUGUGGCGUCGGAGAAGGGCUCCGAGGCUAAAGAUUACGCGGCCGAAAAGGCACACGCCGCGGCUGAGGCUGCUGCACAGAAGGCAGUGGCCGUAAAAGACUUAGCGCUCGAGAAGGGCCAGCAGGGGCUCGAGGUGGCCAAGGACACUGCCGUCCAGGCGGCAGCCAAGACGAAGGACACCGCAGUGAGCGCAGGGGAGUCUGCUGCGGGGCAUGUGAAGCGAGCUGCUGUGCAAGCAAAGGAAGCUACUGUUGCUUCCGGUGAGAGUGCGGUAGAGUACGGGAAGCAGGCAGUCGUGAAGACGAAGGACGUCGUGGUGGGCACAGGGCAGACCGCAGCAGAGUACGCUAAGGCGAUCUCCAUUAAGAUGAAGGAUGCCACGGUAAGCGGAGGAAAGAAGGCCGUGGAGUCAACAAAGCUGGCAGCGGAUAAAGCUAAGGAAGCGACGUUGAGUGCCGCCGACUACGCACAGGGAAAGACGGCCGGGUCCAAGGAGACCGCCGUUGAGGCGACACAGAAGACUGUGGAAUACUCUGGGGAGAAGACAGAAGAGGCGAAGGAGACGGCGAAGAGCAUAAGUGAAAAAGCCAUGGAGAAGGCAGAAGAGGCCAGGGAAGCAACCAAGGAAUAUACGAGUGAGAAAACAGAGGAAAUAAAAGAGGCAGCCAGAGCCAUGUCGCAGAAGGCCAUGGAGAAAGCACAGGAAGCAAGGGAAGCAGCGAAAGGCAAAGGGGAAGAGGCCGUGAAGAGAGCCAGAGAGAAGGCAGAGGAGGCAAUAGAGGCCGCGAAGAGAUCCCUGGAGUAUGCAGGUAUUAAGGGAGAAGAGGCAAGGGAGAAGGCAAAAGAAGAUCUCAAGCAAGCUAAAGAGUAUGCUGUCCAGACAUCAACCCAAGUCGAGGGAAAAGUGGAUCGGAAGCAAGAGGAGGAAGGAGAAGAACAUGGAAAAACAAAGGAAGCAGAAGUCUCUGCUGUAGCUAGUGCUGGAAUACUCGAAGUUAUUGGUAUGGCUGUGAUAGAAAUUGCCAUGUCUACAGCUGAUAUGAUCAUGGGAUUAGACCCAACAGAAGAGGAGGCUAUGAUAUGAAGAAUCAAGAAUGAUGGUUUUUAUACUAGUUGUGUUCUGUUUCUGGUGAUGUGAAUAAAAAUGGUGAGAGCUUUUUAAAUCAAAUGGCUACAUGCCAUCUUUACACUA
Molecule: messenger RNA, 1682 nt
Organism: Zingiber officinale
Lineage: Eukaryota; Viridiplantae; Streptophyta; Magnoliopsida; Zingiberales; Zingiberaceae
Product: embryonic protein DC-8-like
Exons: 2
Coding region: 207-1574 (455 amino acids)
Source: RefSeq, a predicted model, not a curated record